This is a messenger RNA of Dreissena polymorpha, 1064 nucleotides long. RefSeq names its product chaperone protein DnaJ-like. Gene Ontology annotation, biological process: protein refolding. The coding region runs from base 29 to 739 and encodes 236 amino acids. The transcript is spliced from 6 exons. Lineage: Eukaryota; Metazoa; Mollusca; Bivalvia; Myida; Dreissenidae. The record is from RefSeq and is a predicted model, not a curated record. Gene Ontology annotation, cellular component: cytoplasm.
UAUUACUACUAGUAUUAAUUCUGCAACCAUGCUUAUACCUCACAUCAAGCAGUCACUCAGGUUCUGUAGAGUUCUUCAAUUACAACAGCCUGCAUUUCAAUGGAACCUCUUAAGGUUCUCCAGUUCCAAGACACAUUAUGAAAUUUUGGGUGUGGACAAAAACGUUACUCCGAAAGACUUGAAGACGGCUUAUUUAAAGCUCUGUAAAAAGUACCACCCGGAUAGUAACCCCUCGAAGGAGGCCCAGGAAAUGUUCGUGCUCGUGAACAAGGCAUACGACGUGCUGAGCAAGGCUGAGUCACGUGAGCAAUAUGACCAAUGGCUGAAGGGACCAAAGCGGAAAGACUUCUUCUCAGAGGCUGCCAACGAAACCAAAACUGCGGGCAAGAAGAGCCCGUUUCCGGACACAUCUCAGGAUUAUUACCUUCACCCAACGUUUUACAAAGAAGGAUCUAAAUUAAGGCAAGAAGCCGAGUCGGUGUGGAACUACCACCUGAAGAUGGAGCAGGGCCGUCAGAACAUGAAGGAGAUGAUGUCUAUAAAGCCUGGGGAGGGAAAGGAGAUCGCCAAAACUGUAGCAGUGAUCGUCCUCGUAGGAAUCGCAAUCUCACUUCUCUUCAGCCUGUUCUUCAAACCAUCUCGGGAAACCCGUCCAUUACCUGAGAGGGAAGAGUAUGCAAAAAAUUUAGAGAAAAGAAUGAAACUUGCAGAGGAGGCCUUGGCUAAAAAAGACAAAUAGAAGUCUGUAAAUGUCUUUUUUUGGUGCCUAAUACCACACGAUGGGUGUGCCGGUUUGGUGCAAAACGAAUUGAAUGACGUUAAAAUAUGGUUUGAUGAAAGAACAAACGUUUCUAACAAUGGAUUUCCACACAAAUAGAUAAUUAAAAGUGACAGAAAAUACAUUAAAAUGAUAUUAAGUCAUUAGUCGGUGUUGCGACCUGUUAACGCUUGUCAAAUUUUUGGUAUAAAUUAUUUUUAUUUAAUUGUGUUGCUAUAUUUGUACAAAACUUGAAUAUUAUAUUGUUUUCUUUAAAGCAAGCUAUAUUACAAUGCUCAAACACUAA